Messenger RNA from Cercocebus atys (sooty mangabey), 5336 nucleotides. It is a transcript of the gene ZNF488, whose product is annotated as zinc finger protein 488. Gene Ontology annotation, cellular component: nucleus. The coding region runs from base 2053 to 3024 and encodes 323 amino acids. Lineage: Eukaryota; Metazoa; Chordata; Mammalia; Primates; Cercopithecidae. The transcript has 4 exons. The record is from RefSeq and is a predicted model, not a curated record. Gene Ontology annotation, biological process: regulation of DNA-templated transcription.
UUGGGGCGGGACCUGGCCGCCCUCAGGGCUCCAGCGCCAAGUUCAGAGCCACGCGCUGUGCUCUUGGCCGGGAGGAGGCUGUGGUGCCCCAGCACCUUUUGCUCCACAUCUCCAGAGAGCCCAGGGUGACUUUCAGGCUGCAGUUGUUUUCAUCCCUCCCUCUGCCGCUCCCGGGGUUUAUCGUGUGUUGCUCUGUUAUUCUCAGCCCAGGCUUGCGCUGGGCAGUAGGAUGAUGCUAUUGUUGGAACCUGGGAAUGUCAAAAGCAGUAGCUGAGGUAAAAUCAUGGACUUUUUCCCAGAAGGCUGCCAGUGGAAUUGGGACCACCGUCUCAGGCUCCACCUUUAUUCUCUAGUUGUAUUAGGAAAAGAGCUGCUGUUCCUGUGCUCUUGCUGCCUGACAUGUACAGAGCCCUGUUGAGUCCCGUCCGUGAGUGCCUGAAGUGAAGAUCACUGUUCUUGUUUUACUUAUGAAGAGAUGGAGGCCCAGAGUAUUUGUCUGAGGUCAGGCAGGUAGUAGCAGGACUGAUUUGGAGCACAAGUUGUGCCCUGGAGCCUGAGUGACCAGGGCUAAUUCAGUCCCAUUAUGUGACUUCCAUGUUGCUGCAGCCCUGGCACAUGUAACAUCUAAAAUAUCACUCCACACAGCGCCAGCCAUUGCCUAUUGGCAUUGUUUGGCAGAACACUGCUCCCUGUUCUGUGUCCUGGCCAUCCUCAGUCAUAUUCAUGGUAGACUCUCCAUCUGCACAGCAGGGCCCCAUUGAAGCACUGGAUUUGCCCUCUGCUUUCACUGGCCCUGCUUCUGCACAGUCUCAGGUAUCUGAGUGGGUGAUGAGAUUGCAUCCACCCCUAUGAGGGUCCACAUGGCCAAGUUAUGUUGCACUAGGGCCACUCUCCCUGCUUCCAUGGGUACUGGCUGUGUCCGCAGUCUCCUGCACUUAGCUUUCCUGGAAUGCAGCAGGCAUUGCUGCUAGAGGGGUCCAGGCAUAGCUGGCCACAGAGCCUGUAGGGGCUGACCAGGAAUUGCUCAUCUCCCCAGUGCCACCAGUCAGCCUCUGGGAAAGCCUGGAUCACCUUCCGUGUUUAAUUUCCUCAGUGCGCCAGAGCCAGGAGAAUUCCUGGAAACAGGUGUAUUCCCUUUCUUAGGAAACCCCAGGACCUCACAAUCCAAAUGCAGAAAAGACCCAUAGAUGAUUGUCCUCUGGAAUCUUCCAAAAGGGUCUGGAGCUUCUCCAGAGACUAGGGACACUGAAGGAUUGGAAGACAGGAGGCAUUUUCUGCUGUUGUGUGUUUUAGCUGAAGAGAAAGGCAGAUGCAGCAAAGCAUGGCAUGGGGGAGUUGGGGGUACAUGGUGUCUCUGAAUAAGAUCUGGUGCCUGACCUGCAGCUCAGAACAAUUUGAGGCUGGCUAGUUGGCUUGGGUUAGGGAGUGACUUCAGACAUCUCAGGAAAAAGAGGUUAUCCAGCUGUUUGCCAAGAGUUCUUUCUUCUGUAGGUGUAGUGGGAAGGAGAAAAAUGCCCAGGCUGUUUGGUCAUUCAUUAAACACUGUUGUGUGCUGGUCCCUGAGAGCUCAGGAGUAAUGGGAAGGCCGCCAUAGGGUGGACUCUAUCCCUUUGCACUCUGCGAUAAGAAGUGAUACCCCUAAUGUUUACUGAGACAGGUUUCUUAGCACUUUCUCUAUAUUCAUUCUUCUAAUCUUUCCAACAACCCAGUGAAGAAAACACCAAGGUCACCCUCUUUAUAGAUCAGAAAACAGAGGCCUGGAGAGGACCCACACCUUGCCCAAGGUCAUAGGUUGGAGAGAGCAGAGCUGACCCUGGAGCCCGUGCACUUAACAUCUAUGUGGAUGGAAGACUCCAAGGUUACCUGAGACAAACUGGUUAAGGUAUAGACAGGGCCCUGUGGCCGAGUGUGUCCAGCCCAGUGUCACAGGGAGCUUCCACAUCUCAUGGCUCCUUGCUGGGCCAAGCCCUCCAGAACCCCAAACCCACAAAGACUGAUGGCUGCCAGAGUGGCCACCUUGCUUAUCCUGUGGCCCCGGCCCUGGUGAUCACCAUGGCAGCUGGGAAGGGAGUCCCGUUGAGCCCAUCGGCUAAAAACAGAUGGCGACUUAGCGAACCUGAGCUGGGCCGGGGCCUUAAGCCAGUGCUGCUGGAGAAGACAAACCGCCUGGGCCCUGAGGCUGCUGUGGGCAGGGCGGGCCGGGAUGUGGGCAGUGUGGAGCUGGCACUGUUGGCAGCCCCAGGCAAGCCUCUACCUGGCAAGCCACUGCCCCUGAAGGCGCGUGGGGAGCAGAGUCAGAGCGCCUUCACGGAGCUGCCGAGGAUGAAGGACUGGCAGGUGGAUCCUCAGGCCCAGGAGAGGGAGCACGAUGACCCCACAGGCCAGCCUGGCGUCCUGCAGCUGACCCAGGACGUCCCCAGAGGCCCAGCCGGCAGCAAAGUCUUCUCUGUGUGGCCCAGCAGAGCACGAGGUGAGCAGAGAAGCGCCUUUAGCAAACCAACCAAGCGACCAGCAGAGAGGCCUGGGCCAACCUCAGUCUUCCCUGCAGGGGAAUGUGCAGACACCCUGGGGGAGCUGUCUGGACUCCUCAACACCGCAGACCUCGCUUGUUGGGGUCGACUUUCAACUCCCAAGCUUUUGGUUGGUGAUUUCUGGAACUUGCAACCAUUGCCACAGAAUGCUCCACUCUGCAGCACUUUCCUGGGUGCCCCCACACUGUGGCUGGAGCACACGCAGGCCCAGGUGCCCCCACCCUCGUCAUCCUCCACCACUUCCUGGGCCCUCCUGCCACCCACCCUCACCUCCCUGGGCUUGUCCACCCAGAACUGGUGUGCAAAGUGCAACCUGUCCUUCCGCCUGACGUCCGACCUGGUCUUCCACAUGCGGUCCCACCACAAAAAGGAGCAUGCAGGGCCUGAUACACAUUCUCAGAAGCAGAGAGAAGAGGCCCUCGCCUGCCCUGUGUGCCAGGAGCACUUCCGGGAGCGCCACCACCUCUCCCGGCACAUGACUUCUCACAGCUAGCAGGUGGCCGCAGAGUGACCUGCUGGGUGCGGCAGCCAGCCUUUGGCAGAAGGGGGCUCCCUGGGCCUGCCUGGAGGGGGAUGUCAUGGUCCUUUGCAGAGCUGCCACCUUUGACAUUCAUAGAUAAACAGCUCAGGCAUAAUUUGAAAAAGCCACACCUGCAUGAUGUGUUUUGAGGGAAAUGAAGUCCUGAAAUAAAGUGAUGGGCUUUGCAAAUCCAGGGUAAAGGCCCUAACAGGCACAGAGAGCGGGGGCGACUCCUGGCACACAUCAUGGGCUUUGGAGGCACCCAAGCCUGGAUUCGAAUCUGGGCUCUUUCACAUACCAGCUGUGACCCCGGACAAAGAGCUUUAACCUGCUAAGUCCCCAUUUUCUCGUCUGUGAAGUGGAGAUGAUAACACUGUGUGUUAGGCUGGCAUUCAGGUCACAUGAAAGGCAUGUGGAAAGUGGCCAGCAUUCUGCCUGCAGACCCUGAGCACUGAGUCAACGAGGCUUGUGAUGAUGUCUGUACUAGUCAGCUAUUAUCAUUAACAAGAUCUCCAUGGCAUACAAGCUAAAGCAUCUGUCUCAGUCAUGAGUCUGUGGGUUGGCUCAGGUUAAGCUGAGCUUGGCUGGGCUUGGCAGCAAGUCUCAGAUUUGAUCAAGUCAUGUUUGUUUUCGUCUUCGGCUGGUGGGCUACCCAGAGCCGGCAUGCUUCUUUCGCGGUUAUGCCAAGAACACAAGAGGGUGAGUCUAACAAGCACACUUGAAGCCUCUGCUUGGAUUGCAUUGCCAACGUCCUCUCAGCCCAUACAAGUGGCAGAACCAGGCCCAAUACUGAGGAGUGGAAAAGUGUAGGCUGCCCUUGAUGAAGCUGUGACACGGGAGUGAGCAUCCAUCCCCUCCACAGGAGGGUGAAGAAUUGGGAUAGGUAAUUCCAGCCAACACCUGGUCCAUAGUUCUUUACAUUGUGAGUAUAUGAGUAGAGGGAAAUAGAACCCCCUCCCCACCACCUACACACAUGCCCUUUUACCUUCCAAGAAUAGGACAUGUGCAAAAACUAGGCUUCCAGAUUGUGAAGCUGGGGAGCAUUCUAGGUACCAUUUAUUAUCUGCUGCAUUUCGGUCAGUAGCUAUUGUAGGUACCCACAUCGGCCCUUGUUCCUAAGGAUGUGUGGAGCCCAGGCUGUACUCUUUGACAUUGCACAGGUCAGUCUGCGUGAAAGCCCUUUGUGGGGAGUUUCCAAGCCAGUGUCGUUUUUGCACUGGUUUCCACCUCACUGUCAGAUACUGUUCUUUGGAUGUGCAGUUUCCAGCCCCCCAGCACAGAGCUCAGGCUUGUGGCUGGGAAUAAGCCAGGGUGAGCAGGUGGGGAUCUCAGCCAGCCUCCCAGACUGCACCUCUUCUCUUGCUCUCCUCUGUCCACCCUUCCAGGCAGCAGCCCUCCCACCUGGCUGCUCUGAUGUCCUCGCUGCCUCCAUUCCUGCCUCUCACCAUGCACCCAUCCAUUGCCCACACGCACACAACCAGAUCAUCUUCUGAACGUGUAACUCAGAUGAUGCCUCCAACCCUGUGGCUGCCCUUCACACUUACAGGCCUAAGGACCCAGCAGGCCCCAGCAGGAACUGCCAGCUGCUUCACAAACAAGUCCUUGCCUGUUGUUAAUUGCAAACACUCAUUUCACGUCCCUGUGUGCCACGCAAUAGCAUAAGCACUGGAAGAAUACAGAUGUUAUAGUGAAUCCUAUCAUAGCCCUGGAAGGCAAGAGCUGUUUCCUUUCCAUUUCUACAAUGAGUCAAUUGCAGAUGAUGCUAUAACACUUCCAGUGUUUCUGACACUCCCCUGAAGCUAUGCCUGCUACCUUCAUGGGCUGAGCUUGCCCUUAUGAGGUCCACAGGUGGCAGUGGGCAGAGGGCACCCCGCGAUACCACCUCGCUGCUGUUCUGCCGUCUGCUCCCGUGUUCUGACCGCAGCUCUCAUGCCGUUUCUCAAGCCCUGGGCUUCAUUCAGCAUUUUCUCUCUAGCUCUUCGUGGUGCCGCUCCUGCUGUGGUUCCACAGGGCUGCUUCUCACAGGUCAGCUCCUUAGAGAAGUCUCCCAGAUUCCCUGUAAAGCAGCCCUGCAGCCUCUGUCACUCCCAGCCGCAUCACCCUGUUGCUUCCUUCACAGCAUGUCUCACCAUCUGCAACCAUCUUUCUGUUUGUUGUCUUGGUGAUUUGCUGCGGCCACACUGUCAGCUCCUUAGGGGUAGAGAUUGGUUUGUUUACUGUGCAUCCCUGGUGCCCAGAACAGGGCAUGGCAUACUGUUGGUGCAUAAUAAAUAUUGUGGAAAUAA